Messenger RNA from Quercus robur (English oak), 744 nucleotides. RefSeq lists its product as uncharacterized. The record is from RefSeq and is a predicted model, not a curated record. The transcript is spliced from 3 exons. Bases 1 to 744 code for a protein of 247 amino acids. Gene Ontology annotation, molecular function: nucleic acid binding. NCBI's taxonomy places the organism in Eukaryota, Viridiplantae, Streptophyta, Magnoliopsida, Fagales, Fagaceae.
AUGGGAAAUAUUUCAAGGCGUCAGGAACUACCAUUGAAAAAUAUCUUAGAGGUUGAGUUAUUUGAUGUUUGGGGAAUUGAUUUUAUGGGUCCUUUUCCCCCUUCUUUUGGCUUUGUUUAUAUCUUGUUGGCAGUUGACUAUGUGUCAAAAUGGGUGGUGGCAAUUGCAACAACAACAAAUGAUGCAAAGCACAAGAUAGUACUUGCCUACCAUCCUCAAACUAAUGGCCAAGCUGAAAUUUCAAAUAGAGAAAUCAAGAAUAUUCUUGAGAAGACGGUCAACACCAAUAGAAAGGAUUGGGCAAAGAAGCUUGAUGAUGCUUUAUGGGCAUACCGUACUGCUUUUAAAACACCUAUCGGGAUGUCUCCUUAUAGAUUGGCAGCAAGGGGAAAGCGACUUCUUCAAUUGAAUGAGAUGGAUGAGUUUCAGAAUGAUGCUUAUGAAAAUGCAAAGAUCUACAAAGAACGGACAAAGAAGUGGCAUGACAAACAAAUUCUUAGGCGUGAGUUUUCUCCAGGACAGCAGGUUUUACCCUUCAAUUCACGACUAAAACUCUUCCCAGGCAAGUUAAGAUCAAGAUGGACAGGUCCUUAUACAAUUGACAAAGUUUCAUCUUUUGGAGCAAUAGACUUGAAGGACAAGGCAGGGCACAUAUUUAGAAUUAAUGGACAGAUAUUGAAGCACUAUUAUGGAGAACAAGUGGAGAGGAAUUGUUCAUUUAUUCCUCUUGGAGAUCCUAAUUGA